This is a messenger RNA of Betta splendens (Siamese fighting fish), 2563 nucleotides long. RefSeq names its product syncytin-2-like. The record is from RefSeq and is a predicted model, not a curated record. The coding region runs from base 780 to 2072 and encodes 430 amino acids. The transcript has 2 exons. Lineage: Eukaryota; Metazoa; Chordata; Actinopteri; Anabantiformes; Osphronemidae.
GGAGCCUCCAUCUUGAAAAGUUCCCGUUACUUUCGCUUUUGAAUUUAGCGAGUUAUGGCUCACAGAAGUUGGAAAUUUUUUUUUCGCUCACGAGUUGGAGCAGAACACUUGUAGUUUUUGGACCAGUGUGGAUGUACCGUGUGUUUUGGAUCGAAACGCUUUAUUGGAUUACAUUCUCUGGAUCGUAACGAACGAAAAGAGACCAAACACAACGUGAUUGAGCGCGAUUUGAAGCUCAGAAGUCGUCAAAAGAGGGACCACUGCAGGUUGGUGACUGGGUGUUCAUCAAAGUCAUAAAGCGCAAGAACUGGACCCCACCCCAAUGGGAGGCCCACACAGAGUGACGCUGACAACACCUACAGCCUGCAAAGUCAAAGGCAUCUCCCGGUGGAUACACAACACACUGCAAAAGACAACAGGUACAGGCAACCGAGUAGUAUUGUCCGUGAGAAAAAACCCAACUGAGGGAGGGGAAAAGUCUGCCUACAAAGGGGGUCAGCAGCAUUUAGAGCACUGGUCGUCUCAACGGCAGUGAAGAAACCAGCGGUACCUUCUCUCACUUAGGGGGACAUUCUCAUAAGGAGAUACUAUGAGGGGACACUGUCCAGCCAUGGGAGUUGUACUAACUGCCCUUGUACUGUUGAUUGAUGCUAGGACACUCCCUGACCUCAUCGAGGAUGAGGAGAGACCUCCUGACCAGUAUCACACUAACUUGUGGUAUCGUUACAUGAAGUUUCUUGCUAAACAGAGCACUCAUAACUUUACUGAAAGUGGCUGUUAUGUGUGUGGAAACAUGCCCAAAUCUGUUGCAAAACCCCGAUGUACAAAUUCAGCCUGUAGACCCACAGCGAGAGCAAUUAUAUCCAGACACUUUACGUUCACUGGUGUCACCUGAUGCUUUCUAUGCCUCUUUCCGAGGUCAAACGAAAGGACUAGUUCCACGUCCUCCACCAUACCAGGGUUGUAAUUAUACACGGUAUUUGAGUGCCAACUUCUCCACAGACAUCUUAUUUGAUCAUGUUCCUUUUCCUCCUCAGUUCAAGGGACACUGUUUCCAGAGCAGCAGCUUUUCUCUUUUAAAGAAUAAGGAUUUAGCCAUCUCAGUAGGGGAAGUUCCCCUGAAACACUGCCAGACUGUGAAGAUGCCUUGCACUCGCAGUGCCACCCAUUUCAACACUUCUGAGGCACCAAAGGGAGUUCAGUUUGUCCCUUAUUAUGAUGGUCCUGAUUUCAUGGGGACUCUUCCACAGUCUGAUAUCAAUUAUGUUUGUGGACACACAAUCUAUGUGCAUCUUCCACCCAAUUGGGUAGGACGCUGUGCCCCUGUUUAUGUUUCAGAUGGCUCCUACGUGAUAACACCACAGCAGAUGACUUCCAAGGGACGGCUACGGAAGCGAGAGAUUGAUCUGAAGGAAAGUGAUCAGAUCUGGGGAUCAGACGUCCCCAUGGACAAGAAGCUCUGGACUACAGGCCAGAAAGUGGCACUAUCCCUUUUUCCAUGGUUGGGGGUAGGAAAAAUCAUGCUAAGAGUUGAAACCAUAAAUUACCGCAUGACCCUGUUCUUCAAUGUCACGGUAACGGCCCUUGCCAGUAUAGAUCGUCGUCUCACCGCCCUAACACUCCGUGAGUUACAGGACCGCCUGGUGUUAGAUCUGCUCACUGCAAGCCAAGGUGGAGUGUGUGCAAUAGUGGGCCCCAAGUGCUGCACAUACAUUCCAGGAGACGACCAAGACGCAAAGGUCACCCAACAGGCACUCCGUGACCUACAGCACAUAUCCAAUGUGCAGGCGGCUGAUGUAGUGAAAGACAAAUCCUGGUUUGAUUGGUUUAGGUCUGGCACAUGGACUGACAUUCUGAUGAAGAUUUUUGGACCGAUUCUACUGAUUCUUUUGGUUCUGAUGCUGAUUGUGUUGUGCGUAAUUCCCUGUUUGAGGGCCAUGAUCAUCAGGAUGGUGAAUCAAGGCCUUCUUAGGGUGUGCGCAGUCAUGCACUCUCGGCAAAUACUCUAUACACCUUUGAAGCUCGAUAACUGUGAAGAGGAUCUCCACGAUUUCGACGGAAAUGGACGCUAAGCUGUACAUAUUGUGCUUCUGUGCUUUUGACCCUGCCUACGACGUUGCAACAUUUAUUUCAUGUUUUAUGAUGACUGCACUGAAAAUCGAAAGAAGUUGUGCUGUUCUGAUGUAUGCAUGAUUGUCUAAUAUAUGUUUCAAUGUUAAACAGGAGGGAAAUGUUGGAGAAAUACUGCAUUUAAUCAUUGAAACAUUGUUGGAAUUUAUUUUGCUGAUCUGCUAUAGCCUUGUUAGCUGUGCUAUAGCCUUGAAGUAUUCUCCCUUCUGCUCUGCAAGAAAUAGGAAGUACCAGUGUGUAGCAUCCUUAUCUGAUUUGCCCAAUGCUUGCUUUGUGCAGAGAAUAUUUCCUACGUACUGUGUGACUAUGCACCUCCCAGAAUGCAAUACAUAUUAUGAGCUGAAUCCCUGUCUUCUCUUCAGUGAGAGGAAGUUGCCUUUGCUGUAAACUGCUCACUCCUUGCAAGUAAAAUCCUGAAGAAGGUCUCAACUGA